AUGAGUGAUCAAGAAGAUCAUCCAAAGGGCAUAUUAAAGAGUACUGAUGCUGAUGAAAAGAAGGAAAAGAAAUUUCAAUGGGAUGAGAUGAACAUUUUAGCAACAUAUCACCCUGCAGAUAAAACUUAUGGCCAUAUGAAAGUUGAUGAAGCCCCAACUCCCUAUAAUUAUGACUAUAGCAGAGGUCAAGGCGGUAGCUCCUCUUCUGAGGGAGUAAAUCCUGACGAUCUUGCUUGUAAACUAGCAGCAGUUUCAGAAGCGCCUCCGAAAAUGCUUGAAGAUGAUAAAAAACACGAUGCAGAUGCAAUCUUGACCCCAGAGGAAGCCGAACACCGCAGAAAGUUUGAGGAAAGACGAAAAAAGCACUAUAAUGAAUAUCAAGCCGUCUUGGCUCUGCGUCGACAUCAUGGCAACGAAGAUGAUGAAGAUAUAGAUGAGGAUUUUGUCGAUCCCGUUGCCGCCCGAAACGCCCGACUAAAUGCGCAAAUUCGCUCCACUCCAGAUAUUGAAAAGAAGAAGUAG
Messenger RNA from Rodentolepis nana, 522 nucleotides. Lineage: Eukaryota; Metazoa; Platyhelminthes; Cestoda; Cyclophyllidea; Hymenolepididae. The record is from the annotation of a GenBank genome assembly.